Molecule: messenger RNA, 1379 nt
Organism: Condylostylus longicornis
Lineage: Eukaryota; Metazoa; Arthropoda; Insecta; Diptera; Dolichopodidae
Gene: Mlc1
Product: myosin light chain alkali
Exons: 6
Coding region: 124-594 (156 amino acids)
Cellular component (GO): muscle myosin complex
Molecular function (GO): calcium ion binding
Source: RefSeq, a predicted model, not a curated record
AAUGAAUGUAAACUUUUUUUUUUAUAUAUUUCGAUUUUGUAUCUAUCAGGUUGGUGAUCAGUCGAGUCCGAACUUAUCCGCGAGUUAGUUAAGUUUAGCCACCGAUUAAAUAAUUCACACAAAAUGGCCGCAGACAUACCAAGACGUGAACUUGAAAGUAUCGAUCAAGUACUUGAUAUAUACAUUAACAUCGGUGAAAAGGGCCUCGAUGCCAAUGAUCUUGGUGAUGCAUUGCGUGCUCUCAACUUAAAUCCAACUUUAGCUUUUAUUGAAAAAUUGGGUGGUACGAAAAAGAGGAAUGAAAAGAAAAUCACAAAAGAUGAAUUCCUUCAAAUUUAUGCCACAGUCAGAAAAGAAAAAGAACAAGGUUGCUAUGAAGAUUUCCUUGAAUGUUUAAAAUUGUACGAUAAAGAAGAAAAUGGUACCAUGCUUCUUGCUGAAUUGAAUCACAUUCUUAUGUCCCUAGGUGAAACUUUAGAUCAAGAACAAGUUGAUGAACUCUUCAAAGAUUGCAUGGAUCCAGAAGAUGAAGAAGGUUUUAUCCCAUAUGCCCAAUUCCUUCAAAGAAUGAUGACCUCACCAAUCAAAUGGUAACUUAAUUAAUAUCUUUCUUGCAAAAGAUGACCGGUGCAACACCAAUCGUUCAUGAAGAAGAGGAACCAGAACCGGCACCUGAAUCUUAAAAAUACUAUCAAAAUAAAAAAAAAAUUGUUUUUUAAUUUCAUCGACAAAAAAAUUUUUACAUAAUUUAUAUAUUUUUAAUAUAAUAUAAAUAAAAUUAAAUAAUAAUUUUUAGAAAAUAUAUAUAUAUAUAUAUAUAUAUAUAUUAAUACAUCCAAAUAUAUAUGUAGAUAUAUAUACAAUUAAAACAAAAAAGAAUUUAUUAAUUAAAAAUUGCAAUCCAGAUAUACAAUUGAAAAAAAUAUCCGAAAAAAACAUAUAAAUAUAAAAUAAAUUUUCAAUUUAUUUCGUGCUCUUAUUUCAUUUACUUGAAAGGGGAGAAAGAAGAUCGACACGCACACAAAAAACCUAAAAUUUAUAAACUAAAGAAAAUCCAUUUUUAAAAAAAAAAACAUUAAAAUUAAAAAAAAAUUAUGUAAAACAAAAAUAACAUCAUUUUCUUUUUUUAUCACAUUCAAUAAAAAAAUAUCUAAGCUACAUCAUUAGGGAAAACAACAAUUACCAACCUAUUAAAAUCCGUUUACUAAUAUCGAAAUUUUAUGGUAGUUAUUAAAAAAGAAACAACUUUAUCUGCGCAUUUAUACAUACAAAAUAUUGUAUAGAAAGAGUCCACAAGUUUUAUACGGCCGUUUUGGGUGACAUUUUUUUGGAAUUUUUAUUAUAAUUCUAUUUUUUUUUAAAUAUUAAUUUAAUAUUAA